Messenger RNA from Harpia harpyja (harpy eagle), 2549 nucleotides. RefSeq names its product kinesin family member 12 (gene KIF12). Gene Ontology annotation, biological process: microtubule-based movement. NCBI's taxonomy places the organism in Eukaryota, Metazoa, Chordata, Aves, Accipitriformes, Accipitridae. Gene Ontology annotation, molecular function: ATP binding; microtubule motor activity; microtubule binding. The record is from RefSeq and is a predicted model, not a curated record.
UGCGGCAGGCAGGGCCUCGGCAGCGACCGCCUGGCCGAUACAGCCGGCGGGGGGCUGGCACCCCAGAAAGGUGGGGGGGGGGAACAGGACAGUCCCUCUGUGGGGACAUGGGGGGACGUUGCGCUCUGUUCCCUGCCAGGCCCCAGGGCACAGCGGGGAGUGGAGGAUGGCACGAGCACGGCACGACCAUGGGCCCCUCUACCCAGCCCUUGGGGUGCCUGUGGGCAGGUCCCCCAGCUGGGGGGCACCCACCACCCCACUGGCCUCUGUUCCCCAAAGGAGCCCCAGAGAGAAGCAAGAGGUCCCCGUGGUGGGCAGAGAUACACGCCUGAGAGUGGUGCUGAGGGUCCGGCCGCUUACCUGCACAGAGACGCGGCGAGGUGACCGGCAGGUUGUGCACAGCCUCGGUGACGGCACCGUCCACGUGAGCGCAGCCAGGCACGAUGCCACCUUCGGGUUCAGCGCCGUGUUCGACACAGGAGCCUCGCAGGAGGCCGUGUUCGAAGGCAGCGGGAUGAGGCAGCUGGUGGAGCUGGCGAUAGACGGCUUCUCCUGCACCGUCUUUGCCUUUGGGCAGACCGGCUCGGGAAAGACCUACACCCUGAUGGGACCUCUCACCCAGAGCGAGACCCAGCCAGCGGCCCCAGGGCUGCUGGGACUGAUGCAGAGGUCCUUCGCCUGCCUUCUGGAGCAGAGCCGAAGCCGUGGCUCUGAUCUGGCUCUCAGUGCCUCCUACCUGGAGAUCUACAAUGAGCAGGUCCGGGACCUGCUGAGCCUGGCACCAUGUGCCCUGCCUCUGCGGUGGAGCAAAACCUGCGGCUUCUACGUGGAGAACCAGCUCAGCGUGGACUUCGAGAGCCUGGAGGCCAUCGCUGACCUGCUCCUGCAAGGAUCCCAGAGACGACGGACCUCGGCACAUGCCCUCAACAGGCACUCGAGCCGCAGCCACGCUCUUCUGACCAUCCACGUCCGCAGCCGGGCUCCCAGCACCUGCCCCAGCAAGCAGGGCACACUGUGCUUCGUGGACCUGGCUGGCAGCGAGCGGGUAAAGGAGACCGGUUCCAGUGGGGAGCUCUCUGUGGAGGCCAACAACAUCAACCGCAGCCUCUUGGCACUGGGACACUGCAUCUCCCUUUUGGCCAAACCCCGAGGGAAGCGGAUGCACAUCCCUUACCGGGACAGCAAGCUCACCCGGCUGCUGGCCCGCUCCCUGGGCGGCUCAGGCAUCACCCUGAUGGUCGCCUGCAUCUCCCCAUCCUCGCGCUGCCUCUCAGAGACACUGAGCACGCUGCACUACGCCACCCGUGCCCGGAGGGUCACCACCAGGCCCCUGGCCAACAGGGUGUCCCGGGAGAAGCUGCUGCAAACCUUGGAGGAAGAAAUACAUGCCCUGCAGCUGGAAAACCUCUCCCUGCGCCAGCAGCUGUGCCUGCCGAGGGUGCUGACAAGGAGCAUGGAGGUCCCUGGGACACCCACAAGGACGGUGGCACGGCCAGGCUGGGGAGGCAGGUACGGCCCCGCAGGGCUGCAUCGCUCCCCUCUCGAAGGGCAGGAGGGAGCCCCAGCCUGGCCCAGCCUCUACGGCCUCCUGCGGGACUUUGUGGUGGAGAACGAGCAGCUGAGGCAGCCCCGGCUGUCCCCAGACCCCAGCGGUGACAUGCCAGCUGGCCCAUCCUGCAGAACCACCCGCAGCUCCUGUGACAGCCAGCCCCUGCUCCGGAGUGCCCGCACCCCCCGUGUCCCCCCUGGCCACCCUGCGAGGCUCCGGCAGCCUGACAUGACACCCGCCUCCGGCCCCCGGCUGCCGAAGCUGCCUCCCGCCUCCGGCCGCCCCAGCUGCCCGGGGUACCCUCACUGCUGCCCUGGGCCGGCCGAUGCCAUCGUGUCCCAGGUGCUGCCAGGACCCCCCGUGCCGCAAGCAGUCCCACCCGAGGGAAGCGCUGGCAUCCUGCCGCCCGGCCAGGAGGACACGGUUUUUCCCAGCUCCCAUCAGCUCCCCGGGCACCCGCAGCCACACCGGGGGAAGCGGAGCCGGGGCAGGAGCAGGAGCAGGAGCUCAUCUCAGUGGCACCCACUCCCCCGGGAGCUGCCAGGUCCCGAGCGCCGUCCCAGCCCUGAGGGAAGGGUCAUUCCUUCAGCACCGCCGUGGCCAGGAUCGCCCGAGCCAAGAGCCGCCGGCACCGUCCCUCUCCUCCAGUGGGAAGAGGCACCGGACUGGCUGGCGGAGCAGAUCUGAGGAGCCGCAGCCGCGCCAUGAACCGGGCCAGCAGCAGGGAUCUGGCACAGCCCACGCACAGUUUUUAUACCUGGGGGGACGACCACAGCUCUCGGGGGCACGGGGAUCUCAGACUAGGACUGCGCAGACCACGGGACGGAUGGAUGGACAGACAGACGGGGCUCUCCAGCCUGCACGGCACUCACAGUUUAUUUCUGUCUAGCUAGGGUCUGUGCUGCUGGGCGGCUCUGGCGGAGCCCUCUCAGGUGCUCUCCUCCCCGGGCUGCGGGCAGUCCAGCCAGUACUGGGCGAUGGAGCGGGGGUAGCGGGGCUG